AUUCCUCCAUUUGCCUCUAAAGGUUUACUAACUCAAGUGGCUCCUAACAAACUCUCAUACCUUUCCCCUGCAAGUACUUCAGUUUCUCUUCCCCUCUCCCCCAGGGGUCAAGUGUCUGAAGCAUCUAAACCCAGAUCAGUAACUGAUGCCAAGUUUCAAAGCCCAAAACAGUUGCUGACAUCCUGGUUGAGAACAAAUUCAAGAAAACGAACUCACAGUGAUAGUGACAACAAAACUCCACAGAUCAAGUCACUAGCAUCUGAACCAAGCUCCACAUUAACAAACAAAUUCAAGGGCACGGCACAAAAUGUAGAACUGUCACUCGUAUCGCCGAGUGAUCAAACAGAAGAACAUGGAAUAAAAGAAACAAAGGAAAAUGGUUUUAAUGGACAGAAGAGCCCUUCAGAGUCUCCACUGAAGAAAAGACUGUGCGUCAACACUUCUUUAAAUUUGUCUUCACAUGUUCAAGAGAGUAAGCAUGCAAAACUUAAUCUGAAUCCAGGGAAAGAAAAUUUAACUUGUGAUAAUAGUUAUUGCCCUCCUGAAGAAGUCAAACAAGCUAAAACGAAAAGUGAUGCAAAGUGUCACAAAGAAACUUCAAUAACAACAUCCAAACAGAAAAUUACAACACAGUCCAGAAGUCAAGUUUCUACUCCAGCAAGAACCCAGAACUGGUUAACAAAGUGGAGCAUUUAUUGCAAAGCAAAGUACGGAGAUAAAAACCGUUCACCAGCUGGAAAUAAAGGUGAAAGCACUGCCACAGAGACUCUUACANCUGAA
Orbicella faveolata is the source of this 780-nucleotide messenger RNA. RefSeq names its product denticleless protein homolog. The record is from RefSeq and is a predicted model, not a curated record. Gene Ontology annotation, molecular function: protein-macromolecule adaptor activity; protein binding. Gene Ontology annotation, biological process: proteasome-mediated ubiquitin-dependent protein catabolic process. Gene Ontology annotation, cellular component: nucleus. NCBI's taxonomy places the organism in Eukaryota, Metazoa, Cnidaria, Anthozoa, Scleractinia, Merulinidae.